GGGUGGGGGGUGGGCUCCCGGCAUGCCUAGCGAUGACUCCAAUCAUCCUCUCGCCAGAGUGGAUCAUUCAUAUUUAUGAGAUUGAGAGAAAGGAUACAAGGAUGAUAAGGAAAUGCUGCCCGCUUUCCUGGAGCCUGGUCCAGGGGGUGCUUGGACUACAUCUCCCAUAGUGCCCAGGGGCACAGGGCUGCCUCUGUCUCUGUCUAGACACCUAAUGGGAGUUAGAAUUCAAGGAGCCACGUUGGAGGGUGGGAAGGGAUCAGAGUGUGCAGUAAGGGUUGUGGGGCCAGCUGGCUGCUUUCGCUUGGCCUGUUACCCCUGACCUGCUUUGUUCCCAGCUCCCACCUCCUCCAGGGUUGAAGGACCUUGGAACCUUUACAUCUCCCCCAAAGGGAAUAGGAGUAGAGUGCCGGGGGAAAAAAGAUGCAGGGUGAAUUAGCAAGUUCCCCGUUCUUUCCUGUGACCCUGGGAAUGCCCUCCCCUUACACACAUCUUUAUCUGAGAUGCAGACACACUCUUUGGCAGUAGUCUCCCCAUCUUGAAAGUAAGAGGGAAACUGGAGCCUAAUGUUUGCACCUAGUUGGAUGUGUUCCGGUCUACAAGUUGCUCACAUUCUGCCCCCUUAUGGAGGCAGUGGGGAAUUGCUGGAAUAUCCUUGAAGCACCAGCUUGUAUGUUCCAGGGACCCAUGAACAGCUGAUGAGGUUGUCUGGAGAUCCAGAUGGGAGCCACAAGCUAACCUGCUCCUCUCUGGGACUCAUCAUCUCCAGAGCCUGGUGCAAGGAAUCUGAUUGAGCUCACUUUUGGCAUAGAAAUUAUUGACGGUGGGGAGAAGGCAGUGGGGGUUCCUCCCGCAAUCUCAUCUCUGCUUCUGAGUCAGCUUAACCCUUAGCACUUGGAAACUUUGACUCCUGCCAAGGACCCAGUCAUGCCUAUCCUUGCUCUUCAGGCUGGGGUCGGAGAUCUCCCCACUGGCCUGAGAUCCAGGAAAAUUUAACUUUUAGCCCGGCUUUGUCCAAGCUGACUCACCUUAGGCAAGAUCUUAACCAUCUUGGGCCUUGAUUGAUUUCCUCUUUGUGAAAGGAAUGAGUUGAACCUGAUGGUCCCUAGUGGCCAUAGCAGGGGCUCUAAGAUCCUCUGAGCCUGUGCUUCUCCCUGCCCUCUGAUGAUACUGGCCUGAGCUGUCUUACUUCACCCCAGCUUACCUGGGAGAGCCUUAAGCCUAAGAAUUAGACUGAAAAGAAAGAGGGAGAUGGAGCCCUUGUUUUGAAGCUUGUUUGUAUUGGAACCACACUGUGCUUACAUAAGCCAUGUUUGUGAUAUGGAAGCUAAAAUUAUCUCUAACCCACCCCUUGGUGCCCCUGCUGGUCCCAUCUCCUAAACCUAGGUCAUGUUCUUACAAAAAAAAAAAAAGUCUAAUCAUCCCAAAAUCACCCUCCUCAAAGUAGCUGGUAUGUGUGUCCCCUGGGAUGUUGGUUACUGAGGCUUAUGUAGGUUAUGUGAGUGGACAAUUCUAAUUGGCUGAAAGAGAGAAGAGGGGAUUUGAUUGGUUGAUUUGGUUGGUCUGGAGGAGAGACAUCUGGAAAUGAGGAGUCAUCCGGACUUGGGGACGGGCCUUUCUCUUUCGUCCUGUCUCUGGGCAGGGGAAAAAGAAGAGCUGGAUGCCAAAGGGGUACCAGAUCCACAAGCCAUUGACCCAAAAAGGAAACUCUGAGGAAUGAGAAGAGCAGGGGUAGCCUGAGUGGGAGAUGAAGCAAGGAUUACAGGAAGAAAUUUCCCAAAAAGAAGAAAAGGAGAGAGAGAGAAGGGCGUGUGGAUCCAGGGGCCCAGCCAGUGAGGGUGCGUGGCGGAUGUGUAGAACUCGGAAUAGCGGAGGAACCUGACAGCUUCGGUAAUUUAGGAUUCCUUUGACGAGUUUCUGGGGGAAGGAGCACAGAAAGUAGGGGAGCAGACAAGAGGGGGUAGUCUGGGGGUGGGAGCAGCUAGAAAGGGGUCUGGACCCCUGAGUAGACUGAACUCUCGCACCAAGAGGGCCUGAAUGCAGGAGCAGCUAAGAGAUGGGCUCUGGGGCGGAGCUAAGAGGAAGCUGGGAGUAGCAGGCUCCUGGGAGUGGAGCCAAAGAAAGGGGGCGUGGCGAAUGGGCAAGGACCUGAUGCUCGGGGGGUCUGGAGCAUCUCAAGAGGUGGAAGAGACGCCCGCGAAUGAUCUUUCCGCGGGCUCUUGAAUCCAAGACCCACGUGCUGAGGAGAGCUCCCUGGACAGGCCCCGGGUCUGGCCCAGCGCCCGGGGUGGUGACGACGGAGUGCUCAGUGUGUGGGAAGAGGCGAGCCCUGGCAGGGGCGAAGGCGGGGCGGGGGCCCCCUAACGGCCUCGGUCCGCAGAUCGCCCUGGGGUCGGUGCACGUGAUCGACGCCGGGGAGACGGCGCUGGUGGAGGGGCUGCGCGCGGCGCCCUGGGAGUGCGGCAAGGGCCUGGCUGGGAUGCUGCAGCGCUUCUGCUCGCAGCUGGUCAAGCGAAGGCACCCGGGGAUCAAGGUGGCACGACUCACCCGGGACGACCAGCUGGCGUCCCGGGAGCUGAAGAAAUACCACCUAAUCACCAAGCAGGGCAUCCUUUUGGUCCAGUUCAACGUGUCGGCCCUGCUGGAGGGGCUGGGCGCGCGGUUGGCGGCUCUGCGGGCCUCCGGCACCUUCUCGCCGCUGCCCACGGAGGCCGUGUCGGAGGCUGGCGGCGACGUGGCACGCCUCCUGCUGUCGCCCUCUGUGCAGCGCGACGUGCUUCCGGGCGGGACCAUCAUCCAGGACUGGCAGCCCUACCGGCCGAGCGAGAGUAACUAGCUGCUGGCGGCCAAGGGCCUGGAGUGGCGCGUGGACAGCCGCGCGCGCCCGCGCGUGCUCACGCUGUGCACGCGCCCCUUCCCCAUCCCACCUGGCGGCAACGGCACGUGGCGCUACCUCAACAUCUACGCCUUCGGCAGCGACGGCGCGCAGGUUCAGAGCCAGCUUCUGUGGCAUCUGCAGCGCCAGGCCCCGCGUCUCGUCGGCCUCAACGUCAUGUGCCAGCUCUUCCUGGCGCCCCAGCUGUGGUUACAUCUGGUUGAUUUCGCCAGGCUGGCUGAUUUCUGCCAGGCUGGCUUGGGGCUCGAGCUGGUCAAGGGUUAUACCGAACAAUACCUGCUGGAGGCCGACAUCUAAGGCCUCUCCAGUCGGAGGGGAGAGAAGAUGCACUUUAGACCCACCUCCUUCCUCGGAUCCCCCCAAAGCCCCGCCCCUGCUGUUUUCAAGCUCCGCCCCCUCCCCCUGCCCUCGGUCAUCGGCUCUGCCGCCUACACUCACCCGCUGUCCAUCCUUCCCUUCCCUUUCCCCCUUACAUCUGUCUGCCAUCUUGACGCUAGCGCCCCCAAACGCAGUUGCCCACACCCUGAUCUGAACCGCCGGGUUUGGGGGAGCCACUCGCGCUUCUGUUGUCCACCCAUUCCCUUUCCCCGCCAAAGAAUGGGCUCCUU
This is a messenger RNA of Balaenoptera acutorostrata (minke whale), 3504 nucleotides long. It is a transcript of the gene NAT16, whose product is annotated as N-acetyltransferase 16 (putative). Lineage: Eukaryota; Metazoa; Chordata; Mammalia; Artiodactyla; Balaenopteridae. The record is from RefSeq and is a predicted model, not a curated record.